Octodon degus (degu) is the source of this 4182-nucleotide messenger RNA. RefSeq names its product coiled-coil and C2 domain containing 1B (gene Cc2d1b). Bases 119 to 2659 code for a protein of 846 amino acids. The transcript has 25 exons. Gene Ontology annotation, biological process: regulation of transcription by RNA polymerase II. The record is from RefSeq and is a predicted model, not a curated record. Lineage: Eukaryota; Metazoa; Chordata; Mammalia; Rodentia; Octodontidae. Gene Ontology annotation, cellular component: nucleus. Gene Ontology annotation, molecular function: DNA-binding transcription repressor activity, RNA polymerase II-specific; RNA polymerase II cis-regulatory region sequence-specific DNA binding.
GGGCGGGCGCUUCCUGUCGCUGCCUCCACCGCCAGGGGCCGCGGGAAGCCAGGGCGGUGCCGGGCCGGAGAAGGCCCGGUUUUGGUCGGGUCCGCCGCGAGGUACCUAAGCUACCAGGAUGCCAGGGCCAAGACCUCGGAAGGGCCAAGGUGUAGCAGCAGCCAAGCAGCUCGGGCUCUUUGUGGAGUUCAGCCCUGAAGACAUGGUGCUCGGGAUGGAUGAUGAGACUGAAGAUGAUGGAGACCUGGAGGCCGAAUUGCUGGCCCUCACUGGGGAAGCAGGGACCACAAGCAGGAAGUCGGCACCCAAGGGGCAGGCUCCUCUCCCCAUGGCGCACAUUGAGAAGUUGGCGGCAGACUGUAUGCGGGAUGUGGAGGAAGAGGAAGAAGAAGAAGGUCUGGAGGAGGAUGCAGACCUGCUGAAUGAGCUGCAGGAGGUCCUCGGUACUGAUGAGGAGGCUGGGCCCCUGGACAGCGAUGAGGCAGCUAGUCCAGACCUCUGUGAGGAGGAGAAGGGACAGGAAGACAGUGAGCCUGCAGCGCCAGCAGCCCUGCUAACAGCAUCAAUCCGAGCAGCUCAGGCUGGAGGGCCUCGGGGGCUGCAGGCUCUGCUGGAGGAACGGAUCCAUAAUUACCGGGAAGCUUCUGCCAGUGCCAAGGAAGCCGGUGAAGCAGCCAAAGCCAGGCGCUGUGAGCGAGGCCUGAAGACUCUGGAGUUGCAGCUAGCUGCUGUGAAGAAGGGCAGGGAGAUCAAAGAGGAGGAGAUCCCACCGCCAGUGGCCUUGGGCAAGAGGCCCCCAACCUCCCAGGAAACAGCCCACAGGAGCCCUGAGGCGGAAGUCCCAGAUCCCCCUGCCUUGGAGCCAGACAGUGUCUCCCACCUUGAGUCCAGCUGCCCUAGCAUUGCUGCCCCACUGGAUGCAGACCCAGACCCUCAGGCCCUGUUGUUGGCGAGACAAAGAGAGUACAAAGUGGCUGCCCUCAAUGCCAAGCGGGCUGGAGAGCUGGACCGUGCCCGAGAGCUCAUGAGGAUUGGGAAGAGAUUUGGUGCUGUCCUGGAAGCGCUUGAGAAGGGGCAGCCUGUUGACCUAAGUGCCAUGCCCCCUUCACCUGAUGACUUGAAGAGCCCCUCACAGGCUGCUAAGGCUCCUGAAGCACCCUCAGUGCUCCCCCCAGCACUGGAGCAAGUGCAGCCAGUGACAGCCUCAUAUACACCGCCAGCCCCAGUGACCCCUACAGAGCCACAGACAGUCCUGGAUGCCCUGCAGCAAAGGCUAAACAAGUACCGAGAGGCGGGCAACCAGGCCCGGGCCAGUGGAGAAGAACGCAAGGCCCGGAUGCAUGAGCGCAUCGCCAAGCAAUAUCAGGAUGCUAUCCGAGCACACCGAGCGGGGCGAAAAGUGGACUUUGCUGAGUUGCCUGUUCCUCCAGGGUUUCCCCCCAUCCCUGGCCUGGAGCCCACUGUAGGCCCCGAGGAAGAUUCAGUGGCCACAGCUUUGGCAGCUGCCGAAAAACUGGCCACCUCAGAGGAUACAGCCCUAGUUGAUGAAGAUGAGAAUGAGGGUGAGCCCUCAACACAGGCCCCAGUGGCCAAGAAGCCUGCCCAGCCUCUGCUUCCUUCAUCCCUGUCCCAGCCUGAGCCCAAGGCCUCAAGUUCUAGGGAGUCACUGAGUCCAACUGUGCGGGAGCAGCUGGCACUGCUGGAGGCACGGAAACUGCAAUACCAGCGUGCAGCCCUACAGGCCAAACGAAGACAAGACCUGGAGCAGGCCAAGGCCCACCUACGGGUGGCCAAGGGACUUGAGGCUCAGAUGGUCCAGGCCCGAGCCGGUCGACCUGUUGACCUCUCAAAAGUACCUUCACCCUUGACGGAUGAAGAGGGCGAUUUCAUCCUCAUCCACCAUGAGGACCUGCGGCUCUCCCAAAAGGCAGAGGAGGUGUAUGCCCAGCUACAAAAAAUGCUUCUGGAGCAGUACGAGAAAUGCCUCCUGUUCUCCAAGCAGUUCAUGCACCAGGGCAAUGUGGCUGAGACUACCCGGUUUGAGAAGCUUGCUCAUGACCGCAAGAAACAGCUGGAGAUCCUGCGGCUGGCCCAGGCCCAGGGACUUGACCCUCCCAGCCACCACUUUGAGUUGAAGACAUUUCAGACCGUAAGGAUCUUUUCAGAACUCAACAGCACAGAAAUGCAUCUAAUCAUUGUCCGGGGAAUGAAUCUCCCAGCCCCUCCAGGGGUGACCCCUGAUGACUUGGAUGCUUUUGUGCGAUUUGAGUUUCACUACCCUAACUCGGACCAGGCUCAAAAAGGCAAAACUGCUGUAGUGAAGAACACAAACUCCCCAGAAUUUGAUCAAGUCUUCAAACUAAACAUCAACCGAAACCACCGGGGCUUCAAGAGGGUGAUCCAGAACAAAGGAAUCAAGUUUGAGAUCUUCCACAAAGGAUCGUUCUUCAGAAGUGACAAACUGGUUGGCACAGCACACCUGAAGUUGGAGCAGCUGGAGAAUGAGUGUGAGAUCAGAGAGAUUGUGGAGGUCCUAGAUGGAAGGAAGCCCACUGGUGGGAAGCUAGAGGUGAAGGUGAGGCUGCGGGAGCCCCUGAGUGGCCAAGAUAUGCAGACGGUGACAGAGAACUGGCUGAUCCUGGAGCCCCGAGGCCUGUGAGGUGGUCAGCACUGGAAGAGGACCAGCUGGCGGGCAUGUACCAGAACUUACUUUCCUAACUUUGCGGGCUGCAGAAGCCUUUGUGGAUAAGAAAGAUGCUGCUACACAAGCACCAAAGACCUUGUGAAGUACAUGCCCUACUGACCACAGAAGCAGGAGCUCCCCCAGCUGAGGACAGUGUGGCAAGGACACCAUCACUGCUCUGUGCCAUGGAGCCCCAUGGCCCCUUAACCUCUGCACAGGAACUGUGUAUAGCUUACUCAGCCCCCAGUUGCACCAUUUCUGGAUGUGCCUUUAAAAGUUGUAAAUAAGGGAUGGGAGAACUUGAGGGUGAUCGGAAACCUUCCCUGCUCGGUGGGGAGGGCAGGGCCUGUGACUCAAGUUGGCCAAUGGUGGCAGCCUGUCUCCCUCGACUCAGUUCACCCCAGCUUUGCCUGUGCCUUUGUUCCUGACAGCUGCUGCACUAGCCUUCCUGCUUCCCAGUGGACUCAAUGGAAGAGGAGUUACUUCUGGUACUACUUGGUGGGAAAUAAGGGGAAGGUUGUAUCUUGGGUUUGGCCCUUAUACCUAAGAUGUUAACUGGGGAGGAAAUUAUAUAUUAUAUAUAAAUAUAUAUAUACAUAUAUAUAAAAUUUUUAUGUAGCCAACUUUUAUUUAAGACACUAGGCCUGAUUCAUUAUAGGAAGUUUACAUUCUACAAACAUUAUAAACCAGCUGUCUUAAAGCCCUGCUCUUUGGCACUGUUUAAGAGCCAGAGUAGCAGUAACAUUUGCCUGCCACUGCUGUAGCUUCCUCACUGAGACAGCCCUCUGCCUGGGGCAUACUUUAGUUCUUUCCAGUGAAUUCUCCUUUGGCUUUUUCUAGGAUAGAAAUGAUGAAGGACUUGUAAUUGUAACAGGUUUAAUAUUCAAAACUCCAAUAGUCUACAUUUCUUAGAAAUAAACACCCCUUUUAAAGCAUUAGAUUUAACAAAACAGUUUUCAAGACUAUUUGUAAAAGGCUCUAAGUGAAGCAGAUACAUUCAGCUUGCUGAUCACUAUAGUAUUGCAUAAGCACAGCUCAAGGCUUGAGCUUUUGUUUUCCUUGGGGAUAACAGGGUUGGGCCAUGCUUCCCUACCCCUAACAGCAAAGUUUUUAGUGGCAACAGCAGGAACUACAGACUAGUGACUCUCCCAAGAGCUCACUGGUCAGUGUACUUACCUGUCAGAGUGAGUUACCAGAACUUUCAUGGAGUAGAGAUUUAACAUUUAUUUAAAGUUACAUAUCUUAUGUCAAACCAUGAUCUAAAAUCAAGGGGCUCAUCAGGAGCAAAGCUAACCCAGCCUAGUUUUCCCCUUAGAGUCUGUGUCCAAGCCAGCACUUCACAAUGAAGGGCCAGUGGGUGUAUCUGCUAAGGUUUGGACAAGCCCAAUUGAGGCCUCUACUGGAAAUACCCCAUUUCAAUAGGGCACUUUUUUAUGGCUCUAAAAAUUUUCCUUUGUAACACACUUGGUUACAGUGGGCUUCAAUGCUCUUUGCUCUUA